Molecule: messenger RNA, 2003 nt
Organism: Phycomyces blakesleeanus NRRL 1555(-)
Lineage: Eukaryota; Fungi; Mucoromycota; Mucoromycetes; Mucorales; Phycomycetaceae
Exons: 4
Coding region: 86-1792 (568 amino acids)
Biological process (GO): 'de novo' NAD+ biosynthetic process from L-tryptophan
Cellular component (GO): cytoplasm
Molecular function (GO): heme binding; indoleamine 2,3-dioxygenase activity; metal ion binding
Source: RefSeq, a predicted model, not a curated record
AGGGUUUAUCUUCUAAUAUACACUUUUAGCAGACUUUAACCUUGGUCGAUAAGUAUAUUUGUACACGAUUAUAUAUUUUGCUGGCAUGCAGUCUCUGGAAUCCUACGAUAUAUCGCCUCAAACGGGGUUCCUUCCCUCACAACCUCCUCUCCGUCGACUUCCAUCUGCUUACUUUGCACCAUGGGAGUCUCUUAUGGAAGACUGUAAUGGUUUAUUACUGGCCGGUAAGCUCCGAGAAAGAGUCCACAAGCUUCCUUUACUUGACUCAAUCCGGCUCCAGAAUGUUCAAGAAUACAGACGAGCAUUCCUGAUAUUAUGUAUGGUAUCCCACAGCUAUGUUUGGGGAAAGCAUGAGAAAACAUUGGAGAUAUUGCCUGCGUGUUUGGCCGUACCUUGGACAGCUAUAGCAGAUCAUCUAGGUCUCUGUCCAGUUGUUUGUCACGCGGCAGUUGUGUUAUGGAAUUACAGGCUUUUGGACAAAAAAGGGCCACUUGAUCUAAGCAAUUUAACUACACUGGAAACCUACACGGGAUCAUUAGACGAAUCAUGGUUCUAUCUUGUCACGACCGAAAUUGAGGGUGCAGGUGCACCAUGUCUGCAAGCCAUUACAAACUCAAUUGAGCAUAUUAAAGAUGGUGAUUACUCUGAAUUGAUCGACGAUUUGCAGGUCGUACAUUCUGCACUAGAAAACAUGAACUCUGCACUCCAACGCAUGUACGAGAAAUGCGACCCCUAUGUAUUUUACUGGAAAAUAAGACCUUAUCUGGCUGGGUGGGAGAAUAUGGCCGAGGUUGGCCUUCCUUUCGGAUUGAUAUACGAGGGCAUAGACUCGCACUGGGAUGCAGAGACCGAUGAAUACGCAGAUAUGAGUCAUCUCUCGGAAGGAGAGCGUCUUUUACGCCAAUACCGCCGUUAUGCAGGAGGGAGUGCUGCCCAAAGUAGUCUUAUUGCCACUUUCGAUGUUGCGUUUGGAGUUGAGCACCACCCUACAGGGCAAAAGUCUCCAAUAAAGCUGGACUCUUCCGCAUUGCUCAACCGGGAUCGUUACACACAUCCUCAAUCCACAAAACCCGCUGAUGAACUCAACCAUCCAGACGGGUCUGCUACCCCACAAACUCCACCCACAUUUGUACGCACUAACCGUAAUCGCUUUUUGCGCGCAAUGCGAAAGUAUAUGCCCCUAAACCACCGCAAGUUUCUUGAGGAUCUUGAAGUUGCAGCUAACCUAAGACCAUUUAUGCUCCAGCUUCAAGAAAAACAGCUUAUUACCCAUUUGACAGAAAAAGAAACCCGGCUUCUGGAACUCUAUAACGGUUGCCUGAAUCAACUCAAGCUUUUUAGAGAUAAGCAUGUCCAAAUUGUUACUCUUUAUAUUGUAAACCAAUCCCGUAAAGGCGCCAAUACUGGUAAUGGUGGAUAUGCUUCCGACAAAAAGGAGCCUACACCAGCAAAAGCCACCUUUACACCAACAGUCCCUAUCAAGGAAAAACCUGAUACUUCGGAAGCAGUAACUGCCCUUUAUCCUCAGGCCGCCCUUGAGUCAGAGCGAGGAAUUCGCGAGGGAUCUGUAUCUGCAAAAGUUAACCAGUUUUUUCCGCAGUUAGGCCUGGCUAAGCAUGUUGACCCAAAGUCCGGUGUUGUGCGAGGUACAGGAGGAACAAACAUUAUGCCAUUCUUGAAGCAAUCUCGUGAUGAGACGAAUGAUAUGAAGUUACCCAUAAUUGACCCAAAGGUUGAUUCAAAGACUGUAAUCCCAGAAAAGAGUUUCACAGAUUGGAUAUUGCGUCGAUGAAUAUAAUAUUAAUAUUAAUAUUAUAAUUUAAAUAGUUAUAAUUCAAAUAAUAUUAGGAGUUUAACUUGUGAUAUAAAAUAUGUAAUUUAUCUGAGCUAUAGAUAUGUAGUAAUUGCAUACUACUAUGGAUUUUCUUUUUCUUCCUUAUUGUAUCUCGUCAGGUGCUUUCAUUUGAUUAUUUAUUUACAUACAGCACUUUUAUCUCUAUUAC